UAAAAGACUUUCUGCCUCUUGUUCUGACAAUAAAACACUUUUUGAAGCAUGUGUGAGUUUUCACUGAGACCUUUUAAAUGAGAAAGAAGGUUUGAGAAAAACAGAGUUUCUCUGCUGAAACAGAGUUUUUUUGCCACCGACGACGAAAGUGCGAAGCUUUAAUAGAUCUGAUUCGCAAGCUCUGAUCUGAAGUUGAAUUUGUCAAAACCUAUCAAAUGAUUGCAUCUCCGGUGAAGCCACUAUUCGUCUUCGUCAUAACUUUCUCUCUUCUCCUCGUCGUGAUCAUUCUAUCUCCCUCGCCACACUUCCUCCAGUUUCCACCGGUUCCUUCCGGUUCAUCACUGGGUGGUUCUGUAAUAUGGAGUGUCAAGAGGACAAUGGAGUGGAGGCCUUGCAAAUGGUGGUUACAAGGACAUCUCACUCCUCUACCAGCUCAAACUAAUGGAUACAUCCGCGUUGAUUGCUAUGGCGGUCUCAAUCAGAUGAGACGCGAUCUGUGUGACGGAGUUGGGAUUGCUCGUUUGCUGAACGCUACACUUGUUCUACCAAAGUUUGAGGUCGCUGCCUAUUGGAACGAGACAAGUGGGUUUGGAGAUGUGUUUGAUGUAGACUACUUCAUCCAAAAGAUGAGUGGUUUUAUCGAUGUCGUUAAAGAUCUACCUAAAGACAUUGCAUCAAAGGAGCCAUUCAGAGUAGAUUGCAGCAAAAGAAAAGGUCAAUUCGAUUACAUUGAAAGUGUUCUUCCGUCGUUGCUGGAGCAUCAUUAUAUUUCUUUCACACCAGCAAUGAGCCAACGCAGAGACAGGUAUCCUCAGUAUGCAAAAGCCACUCUGUGCCAAGCUUGUUACUCAGCUCUACGGCUCACUACCUCCCUGGAGAAGAAAGCCACCGAGCUUUUCGACGCUAUCCCCAAACCCUUCUUGUCGCUUCACCUCAGAUUCGAACCAGACAUGGUAGCUUACAGCCAGUGCGAAUACCAAAACCUCUCUCCUUCAUCUAUCUCCGCCAUUGAAGCUGCUCGCGUCGACAGGAAGCCAUGGACAGGAGAGCUAGCUCAGAUCUGGAGGAAACGAGGCAAAUGCCCUCUGACUCCCAACGAAACAGCUCUGAUGCUUCAGUCACUCAACGUCCCAACGAACACAAACAUAUACUUAGCAGCUGGAGACGGUCUAAUGGAGAUGGAAGGUUUCACGUCCGUUUACACAAACGUCUACACAAAGUCUGCUUUACUUAACCGAGAGGACUUCACCAGAAUGCAUGGAAACACAAAGGCUGCGUUGGAUUAUCAUGUCUCCAUCAACAGUGAUGCAUACGUGGCUACUUACUUUGGAAACAUGGAUAAGAUAGUUGCAGCUAUGCGGACGUAUAAAGGGAUGCAUAACACUUUGUUCCUGAGCAGGAAAGCAUUUGCAGAACUCGCUUCUCAGGGGCUUGGAGGUGCUGAGCUGAAGAAUGCUCUUUGGGAAGUUCAUAAAAACGAUUUUGCGAUCGGUAGAGGUUUUGCUUUGCCUGAUUGCUUCUGUGAAUUUGAGCUGUAAUGCAAGAUUAUUUUCUUACUUCAUUCUUGAGUUGACACGACGUUUGUAACAACAACACUUUGUUCAUGUACUAUUGACUUGGAGAAACGCUCCCGUCUGCUAAUACAAAAACAUAGUGUACAUCCUGA
Messenger RNA from Brassica napus (rape), 1666 nucleotides. RefSeq names its product O-fucosyltransferase 13. The record is from RefSeq and is a predicted model, not a curated record. Gene Ontology annotation, cellular component: cytoplasm. NCBI's taxonomy places the organism in Eukaryota, Viridiplantae, Streptophyta, Magnoliopsida, Brassicales, Brassicaceae. Bases 216 to 1538 code for a protein of 440 amino acids. The transcript is spliced from 6 exons.